AUUGAACAGGUGGACCUAAUAGAGGCCGGUGAGUGUAUAUGGGACUGUUUUACCUGUCAAAUGGUAAGAACCAGGGGCGGACUGACAACUCAUGGGGCCCUUGGGCAAUAGGGGAUCAUGGGGCCCCUGUGUCCUUGCCCAAACUCAAAAAAGCCUAUGAAAAAGGUACCAGGGGCAUCUCAUGGGGCCCCCUACUGACCCCGGGCCCUCUGGCAGUGCCUGAGUUUCCAAAUGGUCAGUCCGCCCCUGCUUGUGUACAACCAGCCUGUUGGGUUUUUCCU
Staurois parvus is the source of this 281-nucleotide messenger RNA. NCBI's taxonomy places the organism in Eukaryota, Metazoa, Chordata, Amphibia, Anura, Ranidae. The record is from the annotation of a GenBank genome assembly.